AUGCUGGGAUCAUUCACAAUCUUUGCCAUGGUUGUCUUUGUUCUGUUGUGCUCCCUGGGGAUUAUGGCUAAUGGCUUCAUUGUUGUGGUACUGGGAAGGGAAUGGGUUCGAUGCCACCGGCUGUCUCCCUGUGACAUGAUCCUAAUCAGUUUGGGUGCCGCCCGCUUCUGCCUGCAAUGGGUUGGAAUGGUGCACAAUUUCUACUAUUUUCUUGACUACCUUCGAUAUUCUAAGGAACCUGCCCGCCAGUACUUUGGGAUUUACUGGGAUUUUCUGAAUACAGCCACAUUCUGGUUUGCCACUUGGCUUAGUGUCCUCUUCUGUGUGAAGAUUGCAAACUUCACUCACCCCAUUUUCCUUUGGCUGAAAUGGAGAGUCAAGGAACUAGUACCCUGGUUCCUACUAGCCUCCCUGCUAAUGUCUUCCAUCUUCACUAUGCUAUUUUUUGCAGGGAACAAUAUUUUGUUCCAGGCACUCUUGCAGGGGACAUUUUUGGGGAACAUAACCUUAUAUGGCUUCACUAGGAAACUAGAAAUCUACUACUUUCUCCCUUUGAAGCUCAUCACUGUGUCUAUCCCCUUUUCUUUGUUUGUAGUGGCAAUAGUUCUGCUGAUUUCCUCUCUGUGGAGACACUCCUGGAGAAUGCGACAUAGAGCCAGCAGUGCCCAGGAUCCUAGGACUCAGGCUCACACCAGAGCUCUGAAAUCACUGGUCUCCUUCCUAGUCCUUUAUGCUUUUUCUUUUACGUCUUUUGUCAUUGAUUCUGCCUCUUCAGAUUUUGAGAGUGCUUGGUACUGGCUAUGGCAAAUUGUGAUUUACCUGUGCACAUCUGUUCAUCCCUUCAUUCUUAUCUUUAGCAAUUCCCAGCUAGGAGCAGCACUCAUGAAGCUUCUUCUUUUGCUUAAAAAAAGGUGGGCAUCGUCUCCUACUUAA
Trichosurus vulpecula (common brushtail) is the source of this 933-nucleotide messenger RNA. Its product is annotated as taste receptor type 2 member 41-like. Bases 1 to 933 code for a protein of 310 amino acids. The transcript has a single exon. The record is from RefSeq and is a predicted model, not a curated record. Gene Ontology annotation, cellular component: membrane. NCBI's taxonomy places the organism in Eukaryota, Metazoa, Chordata, Mammalia, Diprotodontia, Phalangeridae. Gene Ontology annotation, biological process: G protein-coupled receptor signaling pathway; detection of chemical stimulus involved in sensory perception of bitter taste; sensory perception of taste. Gene Ontology annotation, molecular function: G protein-coupled receptor activity.